Nelumbo nucifera (sacred lotus) is the source of this 855-nucleotide messenger RNA. RefSeq lists its product as uncharacterized. Lineage: Eukaryota; Viridiplantae; Streptophyta; Magnoliopsida; Proteales; Nelumbonaceae. The record is from RefSeq and is a predicted model, not a curated record.
CUCAUUCACAACCAAUAUUUCUUUGUGUUAACAUUUUUAGAUUCUAAGUGGAGAAAGCCAGAAACAUCUUAGUUGGCCACAAAGCAAGAAUGGCUGGCUGGAAGUUUCUACCUCCUUUGGUUUUGCUUGUUGCUACCUUUGUUAUUGUGGCUGAAAGCCGAGUAGCAAGGAAAGAUUUGGGUUUGGACUUGGGUGGUGGUUUAGGAAUUGGAGUGGGUGCAGGAGUAGGUAUUGGUUUAGGAGGUAGUGGCUCAGGGUCGGGGUCAGGAUCUGGUUCUGGCUCUGGCUCUGGCUCUGGAUCUGGUGCAGCCUCUGGAGCUGGGUCUGGUGCUGGUUCAGGAGCAGGUUCAUCUGCUGGGUCCUAUGCUGGAUCUGGUGCUGGAUCAGGCUCCGGGUCAGGUCAUGGCCAAGGCCAAGGUUCUGGUUCAGGACAUGGUGAAGGAUAUGGCGAGGGUUCUGGACAUGGGCAUGGCUCUGGAAGUGGUUCCGGAUACGGCGAAGGCUAUGGCGAGGGUUCUGGCAGUGGACGUGGGUCAGGAAAUGGUUCUGGUUAUGGCGAAGGCUCUGGCCAUGGAUCAGGUUAUGGAGCUGGGCAUGGAAAGUGAGGAAAAUGUAAUAUUUAAAACUAGACUAGUUUGUCAUCAUCGUAUUGUUCAUAAAAUAAAGCAAAGCAGUGGUGUGAUGAGUCUUAUGUAUUUCUUUGAAUCUAUUGAGUUUCAGAGUCCUAUGUUAGCUAAAAGAAUGUAAGUUUUCAAGUUAUUAUCUAAUAUAUGUAAUACCUCUCUACACUUUGAGAAUUUCAUCAGAAUUUGGAAACUACACCUGGAAUGAAAUGAUUUCAUUGUGGUUUAUAAA